Hipposideros armiger (great roundleaf bat) is the source of this 6672-nucleotide messenger RNA. RefSeq names its product centriolar coiled-coil protein 110 (gene CCP110). Gene Ontology annotation, biological process: centrosome duplication; ciliary basal body organization; regulation of cytokinesis. The record is from RefSeq and is a predicted model, not a curated record. Gene Ontology annotation, cellular component: centriole. The transcript has 15 exons. Bases 1935 to 4973 code for a protein of 1012 amino acids. Lineage: Eukaryota; Metazoa; Chordata; Mammalia; Chiroptera; Hipposideridae.
GGCCGUUGCCAGGAGCCCGCGUUGCCGCCUGAGACCCGUAAUAUGGCGGGGAGGAGGAGAAGGAGACGGCGGUGGAGUGAGCUGCUCUCUGUCAGUAGCAGUUAAGCCAUUUGCUUCCUGACAAGGCCUAUGGUGAGGGGAGGAAAGCUGACCCGACCGUAGGAGAUCAGGUGUGUGCGUGAGGAGGGGGUUUGACUCAGAGGGUCCCGGCUGCGGGGCCACCCGGCGAGGCGGAACUGGCGCCCCGAAGAGGUGAGGGCGGGCUCCGACGGAACCCAGGCGCCAAUGCUGGGCUCCCGGGCCUCGAGCCCCUGGAAAGGCGCCGGCAUGGGGAGGCGGUGAACCGGGUGCCUGCGGCACCCGGCGCGGAGGUGAUGCUCGGAUGGUGGGACCACCGACGGAUGGGCCCUAGGGCUGGAGCUUUAUCAGAGGGGCUGGGGGAGGUGGGCUUGGGGCUCUGGGGUGAGGGCAGAGGGUCCCGGGUAAAUAAGCGCCGGCCCGAGCCUAUCUCCUCUUAAUAAAACUGGGCCUUUUUAUCACGGGGACACGAUGCUGGCGAGGGAGGCGUCCCCAGGGUGCGUGCUGGCCAUUUCUGAACGCUCUCUCUGCCUUUGCGACUCUCUGGGGCAGAAGCAUGAGGAUAAUCAAGCCAAUUCUCUUGAUUGCUUCUGAGGCUGCUACGUGGCUCCCAGCCUUUGCUUCUCCCUGGUUUUGAUCCCAGUUCCCUACUCCCCCAUUUAGGCAAAUGGCAGGUGCUAGAGAUUGAUUUCAUGGGAAAGGUGGGGGCCUGGGGGGAAAAAAAAAGAAAUGAGGAAGCUGUUGCCCCCCUUUUCAUGUUUUAAAGUUACGUUUGAAUCUUACCAGGAACCAGGCACUGUUCACUGCCCUCCAGGAGUUCAUAAUUUAGUUGUAAAAGCUGUCGUCAUCAUCAUCACCACCAUCACUAUCAUCAUCUGCAUAAUCAAAGCAGCCCCCAUUUAUUGAUGCUUUCUGCAUGUCCUGCAGUAUACUAAUUGCCAGACGUGUUCUAGUUCCUCAAAUCCUCACAGAGUCCCUUUGAGACAGAUGAGAUUAUCCCCAUUUUACAGAUGAGGAGACUGAGGCCUAGAGAGACGGUAAGUGAAUUGCCGAGCACUGACAGCUAGCGCGUGCCUGAAAGGGAAACCUUCCCCUUCACUGCCUCGGCAGGAGGUUUUAUGUCUUUGGGAGGACCGAUGGGUCAACAGCCAUCUAGAAUCUGAAAACAGGGCCAGACCUGUUCUGUGUCACUUUGACUGUCCCCUUCGGUGACGUUUCUGGUAGAGCGCUGGGGAGGAACCAGGUAGCAGAGCCACGAGCCGAUGGGGCUGGCGAGGAGGCUUUCUUGGAGAAGGGCUAUGGAAUAAGUGGAAAAGACGAGGCGUGUCUGAACUUGACGCAGCUGACAAAUUCUGAAUUCAAGUGGGCCGGUAAUGCCUGACGGUCAAGUAUGGGGCAGUAGAUUUGUGGUUGGGGUGGCCUUGUCGUCAGGGCUCCCUAAAAAUAAAAUCCUGCUGACUCAGGUGAUUGUGUUGUGAGAAAGGAAGUGCCCUCUCGCUCAAUCGUACAGGCCACGGGAUGCUCCCUUUUGAAGUGGCUGCCUUUGCCGUUGAGAGGUGCCAGUUGCUUUGAGAAUAGGGUCACCCAGGAAGCUACCAUGCUCCCUUGCUAUCUAGCCCACUCUCACCUUUUUCCUGGUUUACGUUAUUCUUUGAGCUAACUACCUGGAUGUAUGUAUUCAAUACUUUUAUCAAGGGCUACUGAGUGCUGGCGCUGCUCCUGUGUAAUGGGGAUUCGGUGGUGAGCAAGACUGAGAAAGCACCUGUGCUUAUGGAGCUUACGCUUCGGUGGAGGAGGACAGACAAAAACCAAGGAGAUAAACAAGAUAAUUUCAGAUAGUGUGUGGUUGUGGGAAGAUGGAGGAAUAUGACAAGUUCUGUGAGAAGAGUCUUGCCAGAAUCCAAGAAGCAUCACUGUCCACAGAGAGCUUUCUACCUGUCCAGUCUGAAAGCAUCUCACUCAUUCGCUUCCGUGGAAUGGCUGUGCUUUCUCCACUGCUUAACAUUGAGAAAAGAAAGGAAAUGCAACAAGAAAAGCAGAAAGCACUGGAUGUAGAAGCGAGAAAGCAGAUUAACAGGAAAAAAGCUUUACUGACUCGGGUCCAGGAGAUUCUUGAAAAUGUUCAGGUUAGAAAAGCACCUCAUGCCAGUGGUUUUGAUCAGUGGGAGACUGAAACAGUUUACUCUCCUUCAGAAGUCACAAACUUGAAUGUUCCUGCUCCAUUUCCAAAUAUCUUGCCAAGCCCUACUGAACACUCCACUUUAGCAAAAUUCGAAAAGAUAACUGGACUCUUACCAUUGAAUAAUGAGGACCAGUUUAAAUCUAACGGGAUAGAUCUAGCUAGGGACUCAGAAGAAUUUAAUUCUCUGAAGCAAUGUGACCAUUCCAACAUUGGCCACAGGGAAAAUGAAGCUUCUCUGAAGGCCUCCUCAGCAACCCCACAGGAGACUCUUAUUCCCGAUGGUCUGUUCUCAACAAAUGAAAAACAGGAGCCGUCGCUUUUGGAGGAAGUUGCUGCAGAUCCCUACAUUAUGAGUCUUCAGAGCCUGAUGAAAAAGUCAAAGGAAUACAUAGAAAGAGAACAGUCGAGACGCAGUCUGAGAAGUAGUGCAAAGAGGAGUAUUAAUGAGAGUCAUUCAGACAAAGAAAACGAUGCUGUCACGGUGACCGGCUGUGUAAAGGAGAAGACCCAGCUCAUCAGCAAACACUGCGGUUCAGUUAUUCCUGACAAGCCCAGCCUUAAUAAAUCAAAUGUUCUUCUCCAAGGUGCUUCCACUCAAGCAAGCAGCACGAACUCAUCAGUUUUAGGUAGCUUUUCUAAAGCGGACUUACCUGUAGGAACUGGCCAUCCCACUGUUUCGGAUCUAGAUUCUGACUUUAAAGUCAUUCCCACUUUUGUUACUGAAAAUAAUGUUCUCAAAAGUCUUACUGGUUCAUAUGCCAAAUUACCUAGUCCAGAGCCCAGCCUGAGUCCGAAAACGCAUCGAAGGCGUUCUAGGCCAUCAUCAGUGUGUCAUAUACUUAUAAAUAACCCGAUAAAUGCCUGUGAGUUGAGUCCUAAAGGAAAAGAACAAGCAGUAGACUUAGUUGUUCAAGAUACUGAUGAAAAAACAAACAUCCCUGACACGGUGCCAAAUUUACCAAUUGAUUUAACAGAAGUUUGUCCAAACAGGGGUUAUGUCAGCAAAAAUACAUCUGAAGCCAUACAGGAAAUGGUUUUAGGUAAAUCAAAUCAGGUAUGUCAGUCUUCAGGAGAUCACGUAGAAAAUAAAGUGAUUCAUGGACUUGCUCUCGUUGAAGGUCAGUUAACAUGUGAUGGAAGAGGACCACACAAAAUGGACAGUAUGUGUCCCCCGAUGCCAAGACUGCAUGAGCCCUAUGCCACCGGUUCGUGUAUAGCGAGUCAAAACUUUGGAACCACGAGUGGACUCAAGUCAGCCAGUGUGUUAGAGAAAAACUCCUGCAAUUUACAGAUGGAACUGAAUAAGUCUUAUGAUGUAAAAAACCCAUCUCCUUUACUGAUGCAAAGCCAGAAUGCCAGGCAGCAGAUGGACACCCCUCCAGUGUGCUGUGGAAAUGAACAAUUUUUGGACAGCAGUUUUGAGAAAGUGAAACGCAGACUUGAUUUGGAUGUUGAUGGUUUGCAAAAGGAAAACUGUCCUUAUAUCAUAACACCUGGAAUAGCUGAACAGGAAAGGCAACAGUUGCCAGAAAAAAGAUACCCAAAGGGGUCUGCCUGCAUCAGCAAGAAUCAAAUGUUAGAAAGUAGUUGCAAAGAAGGUGAGGAGACGUUAAAAAGCAAGAUGUUAGCUCUUGAAGAAAUGCGGAAGAGACUGGAAGAGCAGCACGCCCAGCAGUUAUCACUGCUCAUAGCUGAGCAGGAGCGGGAACAGGAAAGGUUGCAAAAGGAAAUAGAAGAACAGGAGAAAAUGUUCAAAGAGAAGGUGCCUACAACGGAAGCCCCUGAAUUGGGUGUUAACGGGGCGGAGGCCUUAGAAUGGAGGCGAGUAAGCGAUUCUGGCCUGCUAGAGACGAUGCUGUCUCACAUGGACUCGCUUCACACGUCCAACUCGAAUAGUUCGGCUUUCACAAAUUCUGCCCUACAACAUAGCUUUGGCUCUGUGAAUGAAGCACCAUUCUACCUCUGGGGAUCAUCAACCGGUGGCUUGGCCAAACUCCUAGUAACAAGGCCUUCUGGAAGGGCCAUCACUAAAUGGUCUCAGGCUUUCAGUCCGGAAGUACAAGCAAAAUUUAAUAAAAUAACUGCUGUGGCAAAAGGAUUUCUUACUCGUAGGCUCAUGCAGACAGAUAAACUGAAGCAACUUCAACAAACUGUGAAAGACACUAUGGAAUUCCUCAGAAGUUUUCAGUCUGAAGGACCAUUAAAGAGAGGGGCUGUUUCCGCGCAGGACGCUUCUCUUCAGGACAGGGUGUUGGCUCAGUUGCGAGCUGCCCUCUACGGUAUUCAUGACAUAUUCUUUGUGAUGGAUGCAGCUGAAAGAAUGUCUAUUCUACGUCACGACCGAGAAGCUCGCAAGGAGAAAAUGCUCAGGCAAAUGGAUAAAAUGAAGAGUCCGCGUGUGGCUCUUUCAGCUGCAACACAGAAGUCUCUUGACAGGAAGAAGUACAUGAAAGCUGCUGAAAUGGGAAUGCCAAAUAAGAAAUUUCUGGUUAAACAAAAUCCUUCUGAAACAAGAGUCCUUCAGCCAAACCAAGGACAGAACGCUCCUGUUCACAGGCUGCUUAGCAGGCAAGGAACCCCUAAGACAGCAGUGAAGGGGGUUGUGCAAAAUAGACAGAAGUCUUCACAGAGCAGAGUGCCUAACAGAGCGCCUGUGUCAGGAGUAUAUGCAGGAAAAAUCCAAAGAAAGCGGCCAAAUGUUGCGACAAUUUAAGAAGACAACAUUCGUUAGGAUAAAGAAGGGGAGAGGGUUCCAUCCAUAUUAUUAUCUCUGCCCAGGACUGUAUUUCGCCCUGGACUCUGUUUACACAGACGAAGCGAUAUGGGAGGGCUGAGCAGUUAUCCGGACAGUUGGGUCAGUCUGGCCAGUUCCUUCCCCACGUUCCUCUUAAUAUUAGGUUUGGGUGAGGACAAAUUAGUAGUUAGUUAAUUGACUCAGCUCUUUGCUUAACCUGUACAAACAUACAUUUCUUUUAUGUACCCAGAUGUCUGCUGAGAACCUUUGUCUAAACUUAAAAGGCUAUUUGGGUUUAUUUCUAGAAAAUAUUGAAAAGGUGUGAUAAAUUUCAUUCCUCUCUGCAGACUGAUGGCUAAACUUGAUAAGCAAAUCAGAUACUGUUUUGUUCAAGGGGAGAUGAUUGCAGAAGAAUGUGUUCCCCUGGUUUUGUAACAAAGCUCUGAUUAACCUCUCAGUCUUCAUAUUCUUGAACUGACAGGAGGACCACACAGGCUAAAAGACUUGCCAGCUGAGUGUGGUCCACCCACCAUUUACCUCCAAAACAGCUGGGGUUCACCGUAUCGGUCGCAAGUACACCUUCCUCGCAACAGCUAACUGUCUUACAGAACUGUUAGGUUUAAUGUAUGUCCCCCCGGUCCUCUUAGAAACAUCUCUACUAAAUCAUAAAGUCUUUCUGUGGAGGGUGACAACUUUGGUGAAGAUAGCACAGUCUUCUCAACCGUAAUGGCUUUUAGGCAUGCAUCAUUAUUACACUCGUGUCUGUAACGUAGAAUGACGCGCUGCAUGCAGUUUUAUUUUCUAUUAGUCUGUAUAUUUUGAUUCUUCAUAGUCUGCCUUUUCUAGCAUGCUUGAUUUAGGAAAGAAUAAAGGGCUACAUAAUCAUAAAUUCAGAUUUUCAAAUGAGAUAGUAAUAUUGUCUAAUUGAAAUUAAGCAUUACUCAAGAGACACUGAUUUUUAAGGUUUUUUUCAUCACUAACAUAGUCAUUUAAAAUACAAACCAAAAAAAUGUUACCAAGGGAACAUGAUUUUCUGAAAGAGAAUGUCAGUUAAUUUAUCGUACCAUUUUCAAAAAGGGCUUUGUGCUUCUCACAUAAAAUUGGGAUUGUGUACAUUUAAUGUUUCUAACUUGACUUUUAAAAAGAUACUGGUAUUUUGAAAAUGCAGACUAUAUAUAUUCUUAAUAUCCUUUUAAGAAUGUGGAGAUAAAGAUUGUUUUCUUUGCUUUUUCUGUUCUAUUUUAAUUUAACUUUUAUAUCCAGGUGUAGACAGAAAGUAAUAACCUAGUCUGGGUGUAAACUUGAUUUUCCUUAUUGAGAUGUAUCAUUGAUUGAAUAAGUGAACCAGGAAAUUAGAAGACAGUCAAAAAUGUUUGUUUACCAGUUUGCUUUUUGUAGGGAAAGUAUAUCAAAUUAUCUUAAUAUGAUACAUUGUGCUUUAUCGUUCUGAAAACUCAGGAGACAGCUUACUCAUAUCAUCGUGGGUCUUUCCAGUAAGAUAGAUACUAAAAGUUUUGUGUACACUAAUGCAAAUUAGCUAAAACAAAUAGUAUGUUUUGGAGAAAGUUAAAACUAGUUUUAGAUUAAGGAUGAGAAACUUGAGUGUUUUUUUCAUUUAAAGAUAAGAGCUUGUGUGUUUUACAUUUUUUUAUUGUUCACAGCUUUUUCUCAUAAAAGU